GUCACAGAGCAGUAGAACACACUCUGUCUCGUGCCUGUCAGUACUGACGUAGCGUCUGCUUGUCUUUUUUCCUUCUUUUCUUUUUAAAAAUAUCAAUGGGUAGCGAAAAAAUCAGAGACUAUGACAGCAUCACAUCUUUUCUUGGAUCUUGGGGGCCGUUUCAGCUAAGGAUCUUUUUAGCACUGGCCAUCAGCAUCAUCCCAAAUGGGUUCUUUGGCAGCUAUAUAGUAUUCAUAGGUGAUACCCCGCCUCACGAGUGCUCUAUCCCUGAGAACUACAACAUCAGUGAGAUGUGGAGGAAUGUGACCAUCCCACUGGAAACAGUAGAUGGCAUUGAAAAGCGUAGCUCUUGCUCAAGGCUUAACCUGGAAAUCGUCAGGAACUACUCUCAAAAUAAAAUCAUCCCAAAUGUGGAUGUGAAUGUGAGUGAGAUUCCUUUGGAGAGUUGUCGGGAUGGAUGGACAUACAGCAAAGAAACCUACCAGUCAACCAUUGUCACAGAGUGGGACUUGGUAUGUGAGAAUGCAUACAAAACUCCACUAGCCACCUCUAUUCAGUACGUUGGUGUACUAGUGGGGGCAUUUAUCACAGGCCAGAUGUCUGACAGGUUUGGAAGGAGGGUAUCACUCUUUCUCACGAUGGCUCUUCAGACUGUGGCGAUCACAGCACAGAUAUUUUCCCCAAACUGGGAGAUCUUCACCCUCAUUUUCUUCUUCGUGGGUGGAGGGGGAUACUCCAACUAUACCAUCGCAUUUGUGCUGGGUUCAGAAAUUCUAAGCACCAAAUCCAGAGUGGUCUUCUGCUCCCUUGGGGUUUUUAUGGGCUCUGCUUUGGGUUACAUGUUAAUGCCAGCUGUGGCUUACUUCCUCCGUGAUUGGCGGAUGCUGCUGAUUCCCAUGGCUGCCUCUGGCCUGAUCUACAUCCCUAUGUGGUGGUUAGUCCCAGAGUCCCCUCGCUGGCUGCUCUAUCAGGGGAGGAUGAAGGAGGCUGAGGCCAUACUGAGAGACGCUGCCAAGAUCAAUAACGUAGAGGCUCCAAAGGCCAUUUUUACAGAAGCUGAGAUAGAAGAUUCACUGGCUAUGAAAGACAAGAAAUACAACAUUUCAGUUAUCGUGAGCAGCUGCAAUAUGUUCUCUCUUAUAUUACUGAGUUCAUUUCUGUGGAUCAUCAUCACCAUUAGCUACUAUGCUUUAAUCCUCAACACUUCAAACCUGAACGGUGAUCCUUACCUAAACUGCUUCUUGUCUGCACUGGUAGAAGUGCCGGCUUACAUUGUUGCCUUGUUACUGCUCAAGUACUGCUCCAGGCACUUCUGCCAAUCUUCUACACUGUUCCUUGGAGGCUUCAUGAUCCUCUGUGUCCAUCUCAUCCCUAUGGAUUCACAGAGUGUGCCUGUGGUCCUUGAGAUACUGGGGAAAUUCGCCAUAACAUCUGCAUUUUGUGUGGUGUACUCCACCACAUCAGAGCUCUUCCCCACUGUUAUCCGAAAUACAGCAAUGGGGUGUUGUUCCAUGGCCGCUCGCAUUGGAACCAUCGUCUCCCCCUUUAUCAUUUAUCUGGGACGAUACAACAAGGCACUCCCGUAUAUACUGAUGGGAGGCUUUGCUAUUUGUGGUGCUGUCUUGUGUUUCCUGCUGCCAGAAACGUUUGGAAAGGCUUUGCCGGAGACCAUCUCACAAAUGCAGCUGAUAUGCGGGAAAAGACGGAGAAAAGAAAACAAAGCUGAAAAUGGAGAGAGCCCGGCUGAUUAUCAGAGUAAAGAAACAAAGCUGUAGUUAGUUAUGAUUAUGGAUUUUAUUUUCUAAAGCAUCUCAUUGACCUACCUGCUUACAGAAAUAUUUUGUUUUAUGUAAAAUUCUGAUUCAUGUUUUGUUGUUUGAAACGCCCUAUACUGCAACUUUAAUUUAUUGUGAAGCACAUUGUCACUCAAUUUUAAAAAGAUUGAUCGAAUUUUCACGACCAAAGAAACUUUUUUUUAAAUUAUUAUUAUUGCUAUUAUUACAACAGAGCACAUCAGUCCAGUUUUAGCUGCCCUGCACUAGCUUCCUAAAACUUUUUAAACUUAUUUCAUGGUCCUCCUUCCUAUAUACAAAGCCCUUAAUGUGCAAGAACCAAGCUACACUGCUAACUCCAUUGUUGAGUAUUUUCCUCCAAGAACACUGCGAUCAUCUGCUGCUGGUUUAUUGGAGCUCCCCAGCAACAGCCAAAAGAUAAUCAGGGAUGCGACCUUUGUCAGUUACACCCAACAGGUAUUUUCAGGAAGCCAGCCCAAAACAUAUUCUUAAAAGAAAGCUAAAACACAUCUACAGUCAGGUCCAUAAUUAUUUGGACAAUGAUACAGUUGUCGUCAUU
Messenger RNA from Epinephelus lanceolatus (giant grouper), 2352 nucleotides. RefSeq names its product solute carrier family 22 member 4 (gene slc22a4). Gene Ontology annotation, molecular function: transmembrane transporter activity. Gene Ontology annotation, biological process: transmembrane transport. The record is from RefSeq and is a predicted model, not a curated record. Lineage: Eukaryota; Metazoa; Chordata; Actinopteri; Perciformes; Serranidae. Gene Ontology annotation, cellular component: membrane.